Messenger RNA from Xyrauchen texanus (razorback sucker), 1223 nucleotides. It is a transcript of the gene cmtm8b, whose product is annotated as CKLF-like MARVEL transmembrane domain containing 8b. Bases 14 to 550 code for a protein of 178 amino acids. Gene Ontology annotation, biological process: myelination. Gene Ontology annotation, cellular component: membrane. Gene Ontology annotation, molecular function: structural constituent of myelin sheath. The transcript is spliced from 4 exons. The record is from RefSeq and is a predicted model, not a curated record. Lineage: Eukaryota; Metazoa; Chordata; Actinopteri; Cypriniformes; Catostomidae.
UAAUCCCGUCAGAAUGGAGGUCGACUCCGAGUCCCACAUCGACACCAGCUGUGCUGACAGGACCAGCAAAAACUCCAAAAUAGAGAGUUUGGGCCUUUCACAUUCCUCUCUGGCCUAUGAUGGGAACUUUAUUCGCUCUGCUUCUGGCGUGUUUAUGGUGGGAGAAAUCGUGUUUGGGCUACUGGUGUGGACUCUGAUUGGUGGGACAGAGAAUCUCCAGGUUCCUGGGCUGGGUUGGGUAAUGUUUGUGUCAGUCUUCUACUGGGUGCUUACUAUCAUUCUCUUCCUCUUAUACCUGACCAUGGUCAAUACCAAGAUUUCCCACAUUCCAUGGAAAAUGCUGGGAAUGUGUUUUAAUGGCAGUGCUUCUGUAUUGUACCUAACAGCAGCUUUGACCAAUGCUGUAUCUUUGAAUGUGGCCAUCAGGGGACGCUACUACUUUAUCAGCUGGAUGGCAUCAACGAUAUUUGCCUCACUGGCUAUGUUGUGUUAUGCAGGAAAUACAAUUGUGAAUUUCAAAUCUUGGAGAUCACAAAGUGAAGAUACAUAAGCAUGUAUUUCAAUAUUGGUUUACCUUGGGAAAAGGGACUGAAAGAGUGGAAAAAAUUUAACAAAUCCAUUUUUUUAAAAAAUCCAUAUGAGAGAGAGAGAGAGAGAGAGAGAGAGACUGUGGUUGUAGCAAAUUGCUUAAAAUAUUUGUUGCACUGAACUUAUAAAGAAGUACUUUAUAAUAGUAUUAUUAUAUUUAUAUUAAAUCUUGUUAUUUUAUGUCUCAUUGUUAUUGUUUAUGUAUCAACAUGAUUCCUGUAUUUAUAUUAUGUAGACUAUUUGAUUUUAUAAAUCAAUUGAUUUGACAAAUGUUUUUUUUUUCAUCCUAAUAAGUGGACCGAAUAACUCUUUAUUAUGUUGUAGGUUUGUCCUAAACUUCAUUUAAAUACAGCAAUCAGAAAAUGUAGGGUACAACAGGGCUAAAGGCACCACUUAAGGAAAAUGUGCUUAUCAAGAUUGAAAAAAUCAAUCACCAUGUCAGUGUGUUAGUCCAUGAUAAUAAACUGUAAAAAUAAAAAAGUUAAUAAAAGAUAUCGAAAGCACAAAAAAACAGUGCACUGUUUCUCCCACAUGCAGUGGCAAUUGUAUCUAAGCACAAUGCAACAAUUCAAACAGAAUUCUUAGGUAUUUUAGUGGAGCUCAUGUUUUAAAGAGCACAUACCAAAUCACAGCAU